UCCCUCUAAGUCUAGGAUGGAGCCCUAUGGGGCACCAAAGGGAAGGUGACAUGAAGACAUCUGACCCCAAGGCUGUUUAUAUGGCUACUGAAAGCACCAAUAACAGUGUCAAUGACAGUAGCUAUGAGCAGGGGCCCAGUGCCUGGCUUCUGCCAGGGCUUUAUGGGUGACUCUCUCCCCCUUCAACAAACACUCAUUAAUGCCCCCACCUUCUUAUUAUCCAUACUGUGCUAAAGACAUUGUGAAAUCCCUAGGCUCUUCUUCCCCAUCCUGGAACCAAUUAUAAAGAUUGCUGCAGGCUUGACCCACCCUGACCCGACAGUAUAAACUCAGGGCAAAUGCCCGGGAGAAAUCAUUCGGACCUUUCAGGCACCCAGGAUUGAAGCAAGGACCAGUCACCCAGGAUUGCAGGAAUGUGCUCCCUGCCCAUGGCAAGAUACUACACAAUUAAGGAUGCAGAUCAGAAGGCUCUAUACUUAAGAGGUGACCAGCUCCUGGUAGGAGAUCCCAGUGCGGACGACUGCUGUGCAGAGAAGAUCUGCAUACUUCCCAACAGAGGCCUGGACCGCACCAAAGUCCCCAUCUUCCUGGGACUCCAGGGAGGCAGUCGCUGCCUGGCCUGUGUGGAGACAGAAGAGGGGCCUUCCCUGAAGCUGGAGGAUGUGAACAUCGAGGACCUGUACAAGGGUGGUGAGCAGGCCACACGCUUCACCUUCUUCCAGAGAAGCCUGGGCUCAGCCUUCAGGCUUGAGGCUGCUGCCUGGCCUGGCUGGUUCCUCUGUGGCCCAGCUGAGCCCCAGCAACCAGUACGACUUGCCAAGGAAAGUGAGCCAUUGGCCUGCACUGAGUUCUACUUUGAACAGAGUCGGUAGUGAGGCAGGAGGCCGAGUUCCAGGCUGGUGCCCCCAAACCAAGCUCAUCCUGCUGAAGGCAGCAUCCUGCUGAUAGGCAGAAUAAUGCCCCCCUAAAGAUGUCCAUGUCCUAAUCCCCAGACUCUGUGACUAUGUUACCUGCAAGGCAAAAGCGACUUUGCAAAUGUGAUUAAGGUAAGGAUCUUGAGAUGGGAAGACUCCCACAAGGGUCCUCGUAAGAAUGAGGCAGGAGGGUGAGAGUCAGAGGCUGGAAGAUGCUAUGCUAUUAAUUGAAUUUCAAAUGUAGCAGACAGGGCUAUCGGCCAGUGAAUGCAGGUGGUUCCAGAAGCUGGAAAAGGCAAGGGAAGGAUUCUCUCCUAGAGCUUCCAGGAGAAACACAGCUCGGCUGACAGUUGAAUUUUAGUCCAGUGAAACCCAUUUUAGACCUCUGACCUCCAGAACUGUAGAAUAAUAAAUUUGUGUUGUUUGAAGCCACUAAGUUUGUGGUAAUUUGU
Molecule: messenger RNA, 1366 nt
Organism: Acinonyx jubatus (cheetah)
Lineage: Eukaryota; Metazoa; Chordata; Mammalia; Carnivora; Felidae
Gene: IL38
Product: interleukin 1 family member 10
Exons: 5
Coding region: 414-872 (152 amino acids)
Biological process (GO): inflammatory response to antigenic stimulus; cellular response to lipopolysaccharide; cytokine-mediated signaling pathway
Molecular function (GO): cytokine activity; interleukin-1 receptor binding
Source: RefSeq, a predicted model, not a curated record